Messenger RNA from Gryllus bimaculatus (two-spotted cricket), 621 nucleotides. The record is from the annotation of a GenBank genome assembly. Lineage: Eukaryota; Metazoa; Arthropoda; Insecta; Orthoptera; Gryllidae.
AUGGCCGUCGCAGAAAUAAUUCAGGGCUAUUUUGGCCGCGGGACGAAAGUUGAAUGGAGCUCCUCGUUCGAGAAGACGCGACUCCGCCGGCGCGGGCCGUCGUCGGACGGCAUUCGGGGGCGGCGGGCGGCGGCGGCGGGGGGCUUGCAGUUGCUCCUGGCGCUCGCUUCCUCAUUUCUCCUUCGCAGGGGCAAAUUCAGCGGGCACGACUUGAUGUUGACCGCUGCAGUGCGCCCGCAGCACGUCCCGAUCGUGGAGAGUGCCAGCGCCCUUCUGUUCGUGCCUAACGUGACUGGGCUGCGCGCCACUGCUGCAACGUUGCACAAUCUGCAGCAGUCAGCAGUUGCGUGCGACAAACAACAGCUACGUGCUCUCUGGGCAGAUCAGGCGAUGUUUGUGGCACGCACACAAUCAAAACAGUUUCCCGGAGAACAAUCAGAUCAUACGAAUUCAUUGUUUGAUUCAUACGUUGAGCAAAUUCUAAAAGGUCAACUUCAUGUGUACCUCUUUUCCUUUAUUAAAGCUAGACAUUCUUUAAUUAGUGCUAACCAUUUGCCAAUAUUUACAAUUGAAAUGAUUUCAUGUCCAUUGUGUUUUCAACAUAUUAAGUAUUUUCAGUAA